UUCUCGCAUGUGUGCAAAAGCCGCGGUCGGCCCACUGAACGCUCCCAUCGUCACCGUGACAACGAACGCAGUAGUGCUGCAACGGUUGCUUCGAUACGAUCGCGUCCGAGUGAGAAAUAAGCUGUCAGAAUGAUCAAAACAGGAAUGGGAUCAAUUGUGCCGCGAUUCCUCCGUCAGCAGACGGUGGCGGUACCCUCCGCAGUGGUGUCGGUGAAAAAUUAUGCAACCGAAGCGACAUUCGAGACGAAGCCGUUCAAGCUGCACAACCUUAAGGAGGGCCCACCUACGAAGGGCAAGGUUACGAAGGAGGAAGCCGUUGGAUAUUACCGGCAAAUGCAAACAAUCCGCCGACUCGAGACGUCCGCCGGCAAUCUCUACAAGGAGAAGCUGGUUCGCGGCUUUUGCCACCUGUACUCGGGACAGGAAGCGUGUGCGGUUGGUAUGAAAGGCGCCAUGCGCUCGCAGGAUAACAUCAUCUCCGCUUACCGCGUGCACGGGUGGACCUACCUGAUGGGUGUUUCUCCGCUUGGUGUGCUGUCGGAGUUGUCCGGCAAGCAAGGUGGUUGUGCGCGUGGUAAGGGCGGCUCGAUGCAUAUGUACGCGCCCAACUUCUACGGUGGCAACGGAAUUGUGGGAGCACAGGUUCCGCUCGGGGCAGGUGUUGCGUUGGCCUGCAAGUACAAGGGAAAUGGAGGCGUUUGCUUGGCCCUUUAUGGUGACGGUGCUGCCAAUCAGGGUCAGAUUUUUGAGGCAUACAACAUGGCACAUCUGUGGAAACUGCCGUGUAUUUUUGUGUGCGAGAACAACGGCUACGGCAUGGGCACGAGCGCGGAACGUGGUUCUUGCAACGUCAACUACUACCAGCGCGGAGACGUGCUGCCUGGUAUUUGGGUAGAUGGUAUGGAUGUCGUUGCGGUGCGUCUCGCUACCGAGUUUGCCAUUAACCACGUGCUAAACAUUGGCCCGGUGGUGAUGGAAGUCUUCACCUACCGCUACUCUGGACACUCCAUGUCCGACCCGGGCACAAGCUACCGGUCGCGCGAGGAAGUACAAGAAGUUCGUCAGACGCGGGACCCUAUCUCUUCGUUUAAGGAAAAGAUCCUUGCCGCCGGGCUGGUAACGGCGGACGAGCUGAAGGCGAUGGACAACGAAAUUAAAAAGGAAGUAGAUGAAGCGACAAAACAAGCUAAAGCGGAUGCAGAAAUCGGUUUACCGGAACUCACUACCGAUGUAUAUGCCUCCAAUUUGGAAGGAGAUAUCCGCGGUUGUAUGCCCGGAUCGUGGCUCAAGCAUGGCACAUUGAAGCGUGCCGUUAACCUAUAAAGCGAUAGAUUAAUUCGAUUCAUACGAUAACAUCAAGUGACCUUAACCGUGUAUCACUAAAUACAGUAGACACACACCUCAAAGU
Anopheles nili is the source of this 1408-nucleotide messenger RNA. RefSeq names its product pyruvate dehydrogenase E1 component subunit alpha, mitochondrial-like. Gene Ontology annotation, biological process: pyruvate decarboxylation to acetyl-CoA. Gene Ontology annotation, cellular component: intracellular membrane-bounded organelle. The record is from RefSeq and is a predicted model, not a curated record. The coding region runs from base 130 to 1323 and encodes 397 amino acids. The transcript is spliced from 6 exons. Lineage: Eukaryota; Metazoa; Arthropoda; Insecta; Diptera; Culicidae. Gene Ontology annotation, molecular function: pyruvate dehydrogenase (acetyl-transferring) activity.